Messenger RNA from Aspergillus tubingensis, 2274 nucleotides. RefSeq names its product SNARE-binding exocyst subunit SEC6. Gene Ontology annotation, cellular component: exocyst. Gene Ontology annotation, biological process: exocyst localization; exocytosis. The coding region runs from base 1 to 2274 and encodes 757 amino acids. Gene Ontology annotation, molecular function: SNARE binding. The record is from RefSeq and is a predicted model, not a curated record. NCBI's taxonomy places the organism in Eukaryota, Fungi, Ascomycota, Eurotiomycetes, Eurotiales, Aspergillaceae. The transcript has a single exon.
AUGGCGCGAGACGACAACGGAACGGUGGCCAUGCCCCGUCUAGAAGACAUCCUCCGCCACCCCGAAGACCUCGACAAGAUCAUGGGUCUGAAAGCCGAAUACUCGCGCAAGAAAGCGGCUGUUGAUUCUCAGCUACGGGAAGGUCUGCGCGACCAACUAGAGACCGUGCAGCGCAGCAUCAACGCCCUCACAGAAGGCCAGCGACAGGUGUCCAAAACGAAAGACGAGCUACAAGGAAUCGACAAGCUAUGCGCGGAGUCGCAAACAAGCGUGGAGGAUUUCUCACAGAUCGACAAGCUGGCCAAGGUGCAGAGAAAUUUCGAGGCCACGUUGACGAUGAAGAAGGGGCUGGAGGAGUUCAGUGAGAAUCUGGCAGUGGUUGAGGAUCUUCUGCGCGAAGAUGAUGAGGAUCUGGAGAAUCAGCCCAAUUUGCUUAGGGCUCAUAUGCAGAUUUCAAAGCUGCGCGAUUUCAGAGACGAGGCGAUGGAUCAGAUACGCAAGGCGCAGGAUCCGAGUAGUGAGGAGACUUUGGCGGAUUACUUCCAGGGGUUGGAUGGGGUGGUUGAUUGGUUUGAUGAUCACCUUGGUACGGCGUGCAUGAACUUGAUUCCGUUGGUGCAGUCGGAUAACCCUGGGAUGGUGGUCCGGCUGGCGGUUGUGGUCAUGAACGAAGAGAAGAAUGAUCAGACAGUGCGGGCGUUGCAGGAGGCGCAGAAGGAUCACCAGGACCUGGCAGACCGGUUUAAGUCGAUGAAUGUAGGACCGAAGACGGUUCGCGGAUACAAGGAGAAGUUCCUGCAAGCUAUCGAGUUCUACGCGCAGAACCAGUUCGAAGCUACCAAGGAGGACUUCCUGGCCGAGCCGGACAACCUCGACAAGAACUUCCGCUGGUUCUUCAACGACCUCUACACCGUGCAACAAGGCAUGCAGCCGCUGAUGCCGAAGAAAUGGAAGAUCUACAAGACCUACACGGAGAUCUACCACCGCAUGAUGCACGACUUCUUCAUCGGGCUGAUCAACGACCCCGAACUACCCGCCGACAACCUCCUCGCCAUCAUCCACUGGACGGAGAAAUACUACAAGAAGAUGAACAAGCUCGGCUGGAAACAAGCCGACCUCAAGCCCAACAUCCUGGACGACCGCGAACCCGAACUCAUCCGCCAAUGGCAAAACAUCAUCAUCCGCGCCGUGGAAGACUGGACCAACCGCAUCACCGAAACCGACCGCAAGGGACUCGUCGAACGCAUCCCAGACUCCCUCGACACCAACCCAGAAGGUUGCUUCCGCACCAAAACCCUCCCAGACAUGUGGCGCAUGCUACACGAACAGAUCAUGGCCUCGGGCGCCUCCUCCCGCACCGACGUCGUCGAGGGCAUUAUCGACGCCAUGUUCCGCGUCCUCAAAGCCCGCCAAGUGGCCUGGCAAACCCUCAUCGACGAAGAAUGCGCCAAAUACAAAGCCCCCGGCGGCGACCUCCUCGACGGCCUCCAACUCCUCCAGGACUGGCUCGUCGCCGUCGCCAACGACCAAAUUGCCUGCAUCGACGACAACGAAGAAACCGGCCAACUGGGCUACCUCAGCCGCUUCAAACGCGACUUCGAAACCAUCGUCGACCCCAAGUACAUGGCCUCCCGAGCCAUCCCCGAACUCGACGCCCUGCGCGACGGCUACGUCGAUCUCAGCACCCACUGCCUCACCCAAUUCGUCGAACUCAUCUUCGCCGUCGACUUCCGCACCACUAUCCCCGAAUUCUUCACCCAGAAAUGGUACGGCGAUUUCGCUGUCAAACGGAUCACUUCGACCUUCGAAGACUACAUGGCUGAUUACUCUCCCGUCCUGCACCCCUCUCUUACGGAUAUCCUGGUCGAGGAACUCUCCGACGAGCUCCUCGUCAAGUACCUCUCGUCUGUGCGCAACAAGGGCGUCAAGUUUCGUCAUAAUACCGACCCUUACACGGAUAAAUUCAAGGAUGAUGUCCUUACGGUGUUUGCUUUCUUCCAAAAUUAUCCGGAUUCGUUUGCCGGUACGAUUAAGAUGAAGUGGCGGUUGGUGGAUUGGUUGGUUAGAUUGUUGGAGUCGGAGAAGGGCCCUGCUCUCGUCGCUGUGUAUGAGAACUUUAAGACCGAGUAUUGGGAUUUGCAGCUCUCGUGGGUUGAGGCUGUGCUGAGGACGAGGGAUGAUUUCGAGCGCAGUAUGAUUAGUGCUGUUAAGGCCAAGGCGGCCGAGUUGUCGGUUGAGAGGGGCAUGGAGACGUUGAUGAGUAAGGUGAGGUAG